This is a messenger RNA of Mytilus trossulus (common blue mussel), 1698 nucleotides long. RefSeq lists its product as uncharacterized. Lineage: Eukaryota; Metazoa; Mollusca; Bivalvia; Mytilida; Mytilidae. The transcript is spliced from 2 exons. Bases 136 to 948 code for a protein of 270 amino acids. The record is from RefSeq and is a predicted model, not a curated record.
CGUCCGUUGCAGUGCUUUCCUUUAAAUUCAUAUGUAGUCGAUAAGAUGUAUAGUGGUGACGUCAAUUUGACGUUAGCAUUCUUUUUAACUUUGAGCUGCAAGUGAACAGACGUGUAAUUACAAUACAGAGAGAAUAUGUUGAGAAGAGGUACCAGGAAGCGUACAGCAUCAGCGAGAGCUGGAUUAAGAAGGACCCCGGUGGUGUCGAAGGGAGUUUCGUCACGGGCGUCAGUACAAUCAUCGACGGUUACAAGGCCUGAGGCUAUCUACACAACUUCUGGACAUGACGGCGCUGCCAUACCAACAACUGCAACAACAGUAUCAACUACAAGAAUGUUGAUGCCAACAUUUUCUAGAAAUCAGGACAACUCCGUCCACAUCCCGGACAUGUUACCAUGGCAACCAAGACGACCAAUAGACCCCCAGCCAACUGUUGAUAACACACAGUUUAUGUCACAAACAGGUAAUGUGUCCAAUAAUGAUUAUGUACAAAUUCCCAAUAGAAUUGAAAGUGUUCAUGAGAAUCUAGGCAUAAAUGUAACACAGUCAAUUAAAGAAAAAAUAUUGAAAGGGGAAUUCAUAGAUUUAGCUUGUCUAUUAAAAAAUUCAGUCAACACGGUUUCUGACAAACAAAAGUUGACAUGGGCUCAAGGGGAAUUCAUUUUACAACCCAUUUCUCAACAAUCAAAAAUUACAAAUAUUGAAAAGUGGACAGAUGCUUUCAUCAUUUUUAUUUAUAUUUAUUGUGGUGUGCACGUAAACCGAUUUAAGGAAUUGUUAAAGUACAUGCACACAAUUCGCCUUGGGGCUCAAAGAAACCAAGGUAUGGGUUGGAAAAAUUACGAUGAGCAAUAUAGACUAAGAAAAGCUCAUGAACCAUCCAGUUUAUGGAGUAAUAUAGACAAUGAACUUUGGUUGUUAUAUAUGCAACCAGUGAAUGUUGAAUAAAAAGAUUACACACAAGUAAAAGGACUUAGAAUCAGUAGUGGGUUUGAUGGCUUUCUGUUCAAGGGCGAUUACUUCGUCUAGGGUUUUCCUUCGCAGGUUUCAUGAUGUCAUAGGACAUAGGGUUUAUAAAAAAGCCCUUUUAUUCAAUUAGAAUAAUAAUGAUCUCAGAGAAGAUGCAAAAAUUAGGCUGAUUUUUCUGGAACAUUUUAACGGAGAUUGUUAUCUAUCAGAAAACACGUGGAUAACAAAUGAAACGCUGCAUUUGUACACUGACAGCUGUGGUAACUCUGAUUUUGGUUGUGGUGCAUAUUUUGAUGGUAAAUGGGCACAAUAUAAAUGGCCGGAAGCAUGGUCAAAUAUGCCAAUCAUGAAGGACAUUACUUUUUUAGAGUUAGUUCCAAUUGUUUUAGCUAUGUUUAUAUGGGCAUCAAAUUUCCAAAAUCGAAAGAUUUUAUUUCGAAUUGACAAUAUGGCAUUAGUUAGCAUUGUCAAUAAAAGAACUGCCAAGUCGAAGCGUGUGGUGGCAUUUAUUCGACCCCUUGUUCUUUUUACAAUGCAGCAAAAUAUUCAGUUUGAAGCACAACAUAUUGAUGGUUGUAAAAAUGAAAUUGCAGACUCGAUUUCUCGUUUUCAGUUAAAGAGAUUCCGGGAACUAGCAUCCGGGGCCGAGUCGGUUCCAGAAAACAACCCAGAAGAGUUCAGAGAUUGAUAUUGAGUUUGAAACAAACAGAUUAAUUAAUUGUUCGCUUG